This is a messenger RNA of Aphanomyces astaci, 339 nucleotides long. RefSeq lists its product as hypothetical. The transcript is spliced from 2 exons. NCBI's taxonomy places the organism in Eukaryota, Oomycota, Saprolegniomycetes, Saprolegniales, Verrucalvaceae. The coding region runs from base 1 to 339 and encodes 112 amino acids. The record is from RefSeq and is a predicted model, not a curated record.
AUGCUGGACGACAUUGCCAACAAGAAAACGACGGCGGCGGAGUUGUUCAACUUGUACUUUGUACCGAUCGUCAACAUUGACGGGUACGACAUCUCGUACACCACCCCUUCUCCACCACCUGCCAGCACCAGCCACAUGCAGACCGCAUACUGGUUCGUUGUUCCCGAAGGCUCCCCCGGUCAUACGCUGGCAGACAGCCUCCCGAUCACAUGGCUCCUCACCGGGAAAAGAGUUUUCACGCGUGCUUUUUGGGGGUUUUACGCGUGUUAUGAAAAGUGGGGGAAUUACUCGUGUUUUCUCACUAACAACUUUAUGGAAUGGGAGGACUUGCGCGUGUAA